UUUGCAUGAUAAAAACAAAUAUGACUGAGAGCAAUCCUGGUGAGAUGGCCUCCUCUAGUGAAGAGCCACCGGCAGAGGAGGAGUCCCUUGCUCAAUCUCCAUCAGAAGCUAUCCUAAGCAACACCUCAUCGAAUGCCGGCAAUGUUUUGGAUGCGGAAGAUGACAAUGAAGCUAAUUCCGUAGAUCGAGACGACUCCGCCAGUUUGUUCAGUACCACUACAACGACGACCAGGAGCAAAUCCCCCAACACAAGGAAACUAAAUCGCCUGUGCCGGCGCCUAAAGGCACCAAAAAUGGUCCAACCGCUGUACAAGUACAGUUCCCACGUUCGCGAGGACCACAACCACCAGAUCUUCGGGGUGCAGUUUAACCCCUUUCUGGACAGAGGUCAGCCGCAGGUGUUUGCCACCGUGGGCAAGGAUCGGGUGUCCAUAUACGAAUGCGAGAGAAACAACGGCGAGGAGUCCUGCCAAGGCAUUCGCUUGCUGCAGGUCUACGCAGAUCCCGAUACCGAUGAAAGUUUCUAUACAUGCGCUUGGUCCUACGACUCAGUGACCGGCGAUCCUGUCCUGGCAGCAGCUGGUUAUCGUGGUGUCAUCCGUAUAUUUAAUCCUGUCAAACACCAAUGCAGCAAGAACUACAUUGGACACGGACAUGCCAUCAACGAGCUCAAGUUUCAUCCGGUGAGGCCGCAGUUACUCCUUUCCGGCAGCAAGGACCACUCACUGCGGUUAUGGAAUAUCCAGUCAGACGUAUGUGUGGCUGUUUUCGGUGGAGUCGAAGGCCACCGCGAUGAAGUGCUGUCCGUUGACUUCGAUUUGCGCGGCGAUCGCAUCAUGUCCAGUGGCAUGGAUCACUCGCUAAAGUUGUGGCGACUGGACAAGCCUGAUAUUAAGGAGGCCAUCGAGCUGAGCUCUGGUUUCAGUCCCAACAAGAACACGGGUCCUUUUCCCACCAUCAAGGAGCACUUUCCGGACUUUUCUACGAGGGAUAUACACCGGAAUUACGUCGAUUGCGUUCAGUGGUUCGGUGACUUUGUCUUCUCAAAAUCAUGCGAGAACUCUAUUGUCUGCUGGAAGCCGGGAAAACUUUCAGCCCCUUGGAACGAGAUCAAGCCCCAGGAGUCGACCACCACGGUUCUUCAUCACUUUGACUAUAAGAUGUGCGAGAUCUGGUUUGUUCGUUUCGCCUUCAAUGCCUGGCAAAAGAUUCUCGCCUUGGGCAACCAACAGGGCACCACCUUCGUAUGGGAGCUCGACUGUAAUGAUCCCAACCUGACCAAGUGCAGCCAGCUGGUUCACCCCAAGAGCAACUCCACCAUUCGGCAGACUUCGUUCUCCAAAGACGGCUCCAUUUUAGUCUGUGUGUGCGAUGACAGCACGGUGUGGCGAUGGGAUCGCGUUAAUUAGGAAAUAUUUCGGCUAAAAAGUUUACUUUGGGAAAACAUGGCUGAAUUUAAAUAUGUUUCCGAAAGUAAAACAACUACUAUGUAAUAAUAGCUUACCGCCCUGUGGUAUAUGUAUGCACAGCAUUUGUAUUCAAAAAGCUUUUAUAUAAUUAUUUAAAAUGUAUUACUUAGUUUUAGUUGGAUU
This is a messenger RNA of Drosophila ficusphila, 1592 nucleotides long. RefSeq names its product polycomb protein esc (gene escl). Gene Ontology annotation, molecular function: protein binding; nucleosome binding. Gene Ontology annotation, biological process: negative regulation of transcription by RNA polymerase II. The record is from RefSeq and is a predicted model, not a curated record. The transcript is spliced from 3 exons. NCBI's taxonomy places the organism in Eukaryota, Metazoa, Arthropoda, Insecta, Diptera, Drosophilidae. Bases 6 to 1409 code for a protein of 467 amino acids. Gene Ontology annotation, cellular component: ESC/E(Z) complex.